AUGGACAAUUACACGUCGGACUCAAGUGAUUCGGAUAAUCCAACGAAAACUUUGGAUUUCUCGUAUCUUUCGUUGGACUCGGAUGCUGUGAAGGAACGUUUGGGAUCUAUAAAAGAUCCCGAGAGUGUCGAGACAAUAUUACUACAUCAGAAUCAAUUGAAUCACGCACCGGGUAACAUAACAAAAUUCACCAAUUUACAUCUGCUCGACUUGUCGAAUUGUGGACUUUCCGAACUGCCAGAUUUUUUAAGCGAUUGCCCGCUUACCACGUUGGUUGCGAAAAAUAACAACCUGUCCAAUGACUCCUUGCCGAAAACAUUUGAGGCUUUUUCAACACUGAGGGAACUCAAUCUGAGUGGCAAUCGAUUGACCGAAUUUCCCGAACAAGUCUUACAACUGACAGCACUCCGAUAUCUCUACCUUGGAGGCAACGGUAUAUCGAGGAUCACAAAAGAUAUAUGGAAAUUGCAACGAUUGCAAAUUCUAUCGAUGGGAGGAAAUAGUUUAACCGAUGUUCCAUCGACGCUCGGUCAACUCACAACUUUGCACGCACUGAUCCUAUGCGAUAACAUGCUCGAGAGUUUACCCGGAUCGAUUGCUAAUUUGAAGAACUUGAAAUCGUUGUUAUUGCACAAAAACAGGCUCAAAACAUUACCUACUGAAAUAAUAACACUAAGCUGCCUUACAGAGUUGUCAUUGCGUGACAAUCCUUUGGUGGUUCGAUUUGUGUCUGACAUGACUCAUGAUCCUCCGUCAUUAUUGGAACUGGCGGCACGUGUUAUUAAAAUUAAUAAUAUUCACUACGGCAAAGAGGAUUUGCCGAAAAAUUUAACCGAUUACCUAAACAGCGGCCAUUGCUGCGUUAAUCCAAAUUGCAAAGGUGUAUUUUUUAACAACAGAAUUGAACACAUCAAGUUCGUCGACUUUUGUGGAAAAUAUCGGGUCCCGUUACUACAAUACUUAUGCAGCAGCAAGUGCAUUGAUCCAAGAUCAAACGAUGAUAACAUAGAUAGCAACGGAGUAAUGAUGCGGAAGGUUCUCUUGGGAUGACGAUUGCCGCUAGAAAACAUGUUUACUGGACUAAAGAACGAACAGUUGGGCGUGAAUACUUCGCCACAAAAAAUAAUUGACAUUUCAAUGAGUGCAAUAGAAUUUGGAACAAUACUUUACCUCUGCCGUAAUGUUUGUAGGAAUCCCAUUGAUUUCCGGGAGUGCAGCAUUAAUGGACAACAGUUCUUGAAUCUAUUUAUCGAAUCUCUGUAAAAUAGUAGAAUUAUCAACGAUUCUUGCAAUGAUGUAUGUAUAUUUAUGAAAAGAGAUAAGUGAAAAGAUAAGAUCGAUCAUGAAUUUUCUUCAUACAUAUAGACAUAUUUUUUAACAAUUUCGAUGUAAACAAUAAAAUUUAAGAUCAUUACCGACGAUGACUCGAAAGUAUGAGAUAAACCUUCAAUGGUAAUUAUUACAUCACUUUAAAGUGAAUGCAUAAUUGUUAACCUUUAUACUGAUUAAGAACUUAACAGCUCCAUUCUACAUGCAAUUCUUAACAAAACCACUCUAAUACAAUUUCCUUAGACGCAAUAAUAAAGAAAUUAGAAUGUAUUGGACUGUUUUUGUUCGGAAUUGCGUGCAGAAUGGGGCCUUUAAGCCCUUAUUCCGGUUUGAGAUACAUGGACCUCGAUAUUCGGAGAUAAAUACGUCAAUAUCGAAAUCGACCAGAACACACCCUCAACUCCUUAUGAUGUUCAAUUCACCUUGUAAAGGUAUAUUUAUGACUCAAUAACACCGAUCGUUGAAAUUAUUAUUGCCACACAGGUAGUGAAUUGUAAAAUGAUGAAUUUUGGUAUUGAAGAAUUUCGUCAACGUUAUUAAUUGCUACCUCAUAAAAAAUACAUCUAGGUAUAGUUGGUAUUCAAAGCAUGAAAAUUGUGAAAUUGAAGAAAUUAUGGUUAAUCAUAGUUAAAAUUGACCGUACAAUAAAAAUCUUGAGCAAUAAACAAAAUAAAUUUCUAUA
Messenger RNA from Neodiprion fabricii, 2011 nucleotides. RefSeq names its product leucine-rich repeat-containing protein 58. Bases 1 to 1050 code for a protein of 349 amino acids. The transcript is spliced from 5 exons. Lineage: Eukaryota; Metazoa; Arthropoda; Insecta; Hymenoptera; Diprionidae. Gene Ontology annotation, molecular function: protein binding. The record is from RefSeq and is a predicted model, not a curated record.